AAAUGUUUUUGUGUGUCAAAGGUAGACAACCAGUAGUGGGCAGUGUUGCAAAGCUACAAAAAACAAAUGUCUGCAGCAUUUUCUUCCUGCUUCGUAGAUAAACUUCCGGUCACAACUUCCCCAGUUCUUUUCCGCCAGCCCAAGCCAACAUGGGACGAGUCAGGACCAAGACGGUAAAAAAGGCCGCCAGGGUCAUCAUUGAGAAGUACUACACCCGGCUGGGCAGUGACUUCCACGUCAACAAGAGGGUAUGUGAGGAGAUAGCCAUCAUCCCCAGCAAGAAGCUGCGCAACAAGAUCUCUGGGUAUGUGACCCAUCUGAUGAAGCGUAUCCAGAGGGGCCCCGUCAGAGGCAUCUCCAUCAAGCUGCAGGAGGAGGAGAGAGAGAGGAGGGACAACUAUGUCCCAGAGGUGUCUGCUCUGGACCAGGAGAUCAUCGAGGUGGAUCCCGACACCAAGGAGAUGCUGAAGCUGUUGGACUUCGGCAACCUGUCGAACCUGCAGGUCACCCAGCCUACCGUUGGAAUGAACUUCAAAACACCCAGGGGAGUCUAGACAUGUUUCAUAUCGCUGUCAAUAAAGACAAGUGGAAAGGAAA
Oncorhynchus masou masou (cherry salmon) is the source of this 597-nucleotide messenger RNA. Its product is annotated as small ribosomal subunit protein eS17-like. Gene Ontology annotation, biological process: translation. The coding region runs from base 150 to 554 and encodes 134 amino acids. Gene Ontology annotation, molecular function: structural constituent of ribosome. Lineage: Eukaryota; Metazoa; Chordata; Actinopteri; Salmoniformes; Salmonidae. Gene Ontology annotation, cellular component: ribosome. The record is from RefSeq and is a predicted model, not a curated record. The transcript is spliced from 5 exons.